AUAUUUUCUCUCAGACCAAACACAAAUCUGAACUUCAACAAACAAACAACAACCCUAAGCUUAUUCUAGAAGCUUUCAGUUCGAGAUCAGAGUGAGGGUUUGGAAGAAGGGCAAGCUGAGAUAAGAGAGGCAUUGCCAAGAAAACAAAAAAAAAUCCGUAAAUGGGAUCUGGGGCUGGAAGUUUCCUCAAGGUCAUUCUGAAGAACUUCGACGUUCUUGCUGGGCCUGUGGUUAGUCUUGUUUAUCCUCUUUAUGCCUCAAUCAGGGCCAUUGAGACCAAGUCUCAUAUUGAUGAUCAGCAAUGGCUUACUUAUUGGGUUCUUUAUUCAAUGAUUACCCUCGUUGAGCUCACAUUUGCCAAAGUCAUUGAGUGGAUUCCAAUAUGGUCAUAUGCUAAGCUAAUUCUCACCUGCUGGCUGGUUAUCCCAUACUUCAGCGGUGCUGCAUAUGUUUAUGAACAUUUUGUCAGACCUUUCUUUGUAAACCCACAGCACACAAUUAACAUUUGGUAUGUUCCGAGGAAGAAGGAUGUCUUCAAAACACCAGAUGAUAUUUUAACUGCUGCAGAGAAGUACAUUGAGGAGCAUGGGACAGAAGCAUUUGAGAAUAUAAUUCACAGGGCUGAUAAGUCCCAUAGGAGUAGUGGAUUCCCAAUCUUCGACGAGGAUCACAGAUACUGAGUCCAUGUUGCUGUCACUUUGUAUUAUGGCCACCUAGUUCCUUGUGAAGAAAGUUGUAAGAAAUAGCUCUAAGUACUCCACUACUCCUGUAUCUAAUGUUUAAUAUGUUUGAUAUUUUCCUACUUGCUUUUUGGAUUUCUGAGGAAUGCUUGAUAUUCCUAGGUACUAUUUGAAUGUAAGUAUAAUGUUCUGCCUCCACAAUUUUCUUUUAUAUUCUGACAACUUAAUUAUCAUGAUCAGCAAUGACAAAUUAUAUCGUGAUGUCUUGUUGGAGAGACUAA
Molecule: messenger RNA, 961 nt
Organism: Ziziphus jujuba (common jujube)
Lineage: Eukaryota; Viridiplantae; Streptophyta; Magnoliopsida; Rosales; Rhamnaceae
Product: HVA22-like protein a
Exons: 5
Coding region: 162-680 (172 amino acids)
Source: RefSeq, a predicted model, not a curated record